Messenger RNA from Talaromyces rugulosus, 1740 nucleotides. RefSeq lists its product as uncharacterized. Bases 1 to 1740 code for a protein of 579 amino acids. The record is from RefSeq and is a predicted model, not a curated record. Gene Ontology annotation, biological process: maturation of LSU-rRNA from tricistronic rRNA transcript (SSU-rRNA, 5.8S rRNA, LSU-rRNA). Gene Ontology annotation, molecular function: nucleic acid binding; ATP binding; RNA helicase activity. Gene Ontology annotation, cellular component: nucleolus. The transcript is spliced from 9 exons. NCBI's taxonomy places the organism in Eukaryota, Fungi, Ascomycota, Eurotiomycetes, Eurotiales, Trichocomaceae.
AUGUCCAAAGACAAAAUGGCGUCUUCAAAGGAACACUCGAAAAAAGUGAAGCGCCGUCACGACACUUCCGAAGACGGGAGCAAAUCGUCCAAGCACCGAUCAAGCGAAAAGCAAGACAAGCCCAAGAAGCAAAAGACCGUCCCCGAAGAGACUCAAGAUGAUCCCGUUGAAGAUCCCACCGAAUUGGACCAAGAAGUCGAAUAUGAGAAAACCGACGAAAGUGCUGAACAGGACAAUCUUGCGGACCUCCCAUCUGCCAAUGCCGUUUCGCUGCCCCAGACCGGCGAGUCCAUGCCGGUCAAAUUUACCGACCUGACGCUGUCGGAAAAGACGAUGGAAGCUAUCAAGGAAAUGGGAUUCGAGACCAUGACUGAAAUUCAGCAAAGGGCCAUUCCGCCUUUGAUGGCUGGUCGCGAUGUGCUCGGAGCUGCAAAGACCGGAUCGGGGAAGACGUUGGCUUUCUUGAUCCCUGCCAUUGAAUUGCUACACAGCCUGAAGUUCAAGCCUAGAAACGGUACCGGUGUGCUUAUCCUGUCGCCGACCAGAGAGCUUGCGCUGCAGAUUUGGGGUGUCGCUCGACAAUUGCUGGACAAACACACCCAAACACAUGGAAUUGUGAUGGGAGGAGCCAACAGAAGAGCAGAAGCUGAGAAAAUUGAGAAGGGUGUCAAUUUGAUGGUCGCAACCCCCGGACGCCUACUCGAUCACUUGCAAAAUACAAAGGGAUUCGUAUUUAAGAAUCUGCGCCAACUUGUUAUAGAUGAAGCGGAUCGUAUUUUGGAAAUCGGUUUCGAAGACGAAAUGAAACAAAUUAUCAAAAUCCUCGGCAACGGAGAACGACAGACAUCCCUCUUCUCGGCCACACAGACGACCAAAGUCGAAGAUCUGGCCCGCAUCUCGCUCAGACAAGGCCCGUUGUAUAUUAACGUCGUGCCACGUCUUGAAAACGCCACUGUCGACCGACUCGAACAGGGCUACGUAAUGUGUGAACCGGACAAGCGAUUCCUUUUGCUAUUCUCUUUCCUGAAGAGGAACCUGAAAAAGAAGGUCCUUGUCUUCUUCUCGAGUUGCAACUCGGUCAAUUACUACUCCGAGCUCCUCAACUAUAUAGAUCUUCCGGUCUUGUCGAUUCAUGGCAAACAGAAACAGCAAAAACGCACAUCCACCUUUUUUGAGUUUGUUAACAGCGAGAGAGGUAUCCUUAUCUGCACUGAUGUGGCUGCACGAGGUCUUGAUAUUCCCGAGAUUGAUUAUGUUGUCCAAUAUGAUCCUCCUGAUGACCCACGCGACUACAUCCACCGAGUCGGUCGUACUGCUCGUGGCGCCAAAGCAAAGGGUCGCAGUCUGAUGUUUUUGCAACCGUCCGAAAUGGGAUUCCUCACGCAUUUGAAAGAAGCAAAAGUACCGGUCGUCGAAUUCGAGUUCCCGCAGAAGAAGAUUAUCAACGUUCAAUCCCAACUUGAAAAACUUAUCUCCCAGAAUUAUUAUCUCAACAAAUCCGCCAAAGAAGGCUAUCGCUCGUACCUCAACGCAUACGCAUCACACUCUCUGCGUUCGGUAUUCGACGUCAACAGACUGGAUCUUGUCAAGGUUGCAAGGAGCUUCGGAUUCUCUACACCACCCAGAGUUGAUAUCACACUCGGAGCCAGCAUGAGCAGGGACAAGAAGGCGCCAACAAGGAGAGCAUACGGUAGCCAGCCCAAACAGGCGGCCCGCUUCAAGCGGAAGCGUGAUGACUGA